AAUAUUUCACCAGAUGUAGUAGGCUUAAAUAAUCCUUAUCGUGGCCAAAUCCUCCCAAGGAAAAUUACAUACUAGAAUAAUUAUGUAUUUAAACAAGAAUGUUGAAGUUUAGCAGAAUUUGGGUUAAUGGUUAAUUUAUUUUAUAGUGCCAUAAACCCUUGAUGUUUCCAUUGAUGAAUUUCUCUUGACUAGAGAGCCAUAUAGCAAGGGAUAUGGCUGUGAAUUCGCUGUUUGUGGCACCCACACUGGAACCCUUGGUGAGACCUCACAGAGACACUCCCCACCGCACGCGGUUCCUGGAUAUGAAAUGUGCUGCGGGUUAACCUUUUCCACCCUACACACUCACCUCCUGCCCUCCGUGGGGUUUGGGACCACAAGGCUGGUGUCACUCAAGACUAGUUAACAAGUUGUCGUGAAGCCCCGUGGAUCCAUGUAAUGUUCAGGCUCAGAAAUGCCUUAUGUGGAUCGUCAGAAUCGCAUUUGUGGUUUUCUAGACAUUGAGGAAAAUGAAAACAGUGGGAAGUUUCUCCGAAGGUACUUCAUACUGGACACCAGAGAAGAUAGUUUUGUGUGGUACAUGGAUAACCCACAGAACUUACCUUCUGGAUCAUCACGUGUGGGAGCCAUUAAACUUACCUACAUUUCAAAGGUUAGCGAUGCAACUAAGCUGAGGCCAAAGGCUGAGUUCUGUUUUGUUAUGAAUGCAGGAAUGAGGAAAUAUUUCCUACAAGCUAAUGACCAGCAGGACCUAGUAGAAUGGGUAAAUGUGUUGAACAAAGCUAUAAAAAUUACAGUACCAAAGCAGUCAGACUCUCAGCCUCAUUCGGAUAACCUAAGUCGCCAGAGUGAAUGUGGGAAGAAGCAAGUGUCUUACAGAACUGAUAUUGUUGGGGGCGUGCCCAUCAUUACCCCAACUCAGAAAGAAGAAGUAAGCGAAUGUGGUGAAAGUAUUGACAGAAAUAAUUUGAAACGGUCACAAAGCCAUCUUCCCUACUUUGCCCCCAAGCCACCUCCAGACAGUGCAGUCAUCAAGGCCGGGUACUGCGUGAAGCAGGGAGCCGUGAUGAAAAACUGGAAGAGAAGAUAUUUUCAAUUGGAUGAAAACACAAUAGGCUACUUCAAAUCUGAACUGGAAAAGGAACCUCUCCGUGUAAUACCACUUAAAGAAGUUCAUAAAGUCCAGGAAUGUAAGCAGAGUGACAUAAUGAUGAGAGACAAUCUCUUUGAAAUUGUAACAUCGUCUCGAACUUUCUAUGUACAGGCUGAUAGCCCGGAAGAGAUGCACAGUUGGAUUAAAGCAGUCUCUGGGGCCAUUGUCGCGCAGCGGGGGCCUGGCCGAUCAGCACCUUCUGAGCGUCCCAGCUGUCCCCCAGAGCCCCGGCCCGCUUUCCGCCCUGCCGCCGCCGCCACCACCGCACAUGGCGCGGCCUCUCGCAGCAACUCUCUGGUCUCAAGCUUUACCGUGGAGAAGCGAGGAUUUCACGAAUCUCUUGCCAAGGUCAAGCCAGGGAACUUCAAGGUCCAGACUGUCUCUCCAAGAGAACCAGCUUCCAAAGUGACUGAACAUGCUCUGCCCAAACCUCAAAGUAAAGCUGGCCCUCAGGAUAACGACUGUGACCCGGUGGACUUGGAUGAUGCAAGCCUUCCGGUCAGUGACGUGUAGGACGGAGCCCCCCUCCCCCGCCUCCCCGCCCUGUUUCCUCUCACGAGGCUUCUAGCCAAAGAUGAUAAAGGGUGAAGUGGUUUUAAUACAUAUAUCAUACUGCCUCUUAGAUGUGCUCUUUAUAAGCUGGUAACCACGGGUCUAGGGAGUGGCCAAACGAAACGUAAUUUCUUUAAAACAAAACAAGACACAGUGAACGAACAAAAGGAAAAAACCUCAGUGUUUCAGUAUCAACCGUCUGAAGCUUUGUGUGCUGUCUUUUGGGUGAUAAAAAUGUGUGUGUGAUACCUUUUUUCCUAGUGAACUUGACAAUUUAAAUGUGUCACAACUUAAAACAUUUGAAGUGUUUGUUAAUUAUUUUGGUUGUUUUUAAAAUGCUACUUUGACCCCCUAUUAGAGGCUUGAUAGUUACACAUUCUUACUGGUUAACAUGACUGAAGGAAGUCUUGUCAGACCAAGAUAACUAAACUCAGGACGUCUGUGGCGCCGUACCGUUGAUACCACGACAUGGACAGUGGGGAGUGAUCUGGGUAGCAAGGUGAGCAGCAGGCUCUGCGUAGAGAUUAUCACCGGUGCCGUCAGGGUUGGACGUUGCCCAGAGGUAGAAACUAGAAUUCAGACAGCUGCAUCUUGGACAUGUUUUGGGAAAAGCUUAGGACUUAAGCAGUCGUUGCUUUGUUAAGUGGUGAAAAUGAGUUGGUAUGAAAUUUCUGGAGACCUGAUUUUCCUAUUGAGGUCCUAUAAAUAGUUCUUCUUUCUACAUUUGGGUCAGUGAAAAACUGCGGGUUGUAUGUAAAGACAUGCUGCCCUUCGUCAUGCCUCUCCUUUUUGUCACUAAUUACAUUCAAGUGCCUGUGUUUUCUCAUCUUGCUUGAGAACGUUUGUCAGAUUAAUGUGCUCAAAAGUCCUAUGUGAUUGGUUUUAAACAUUGAGAUAAAAUUAAUUUUCAGUAGUGCAGUUUAAUGUGUUAAGUAAGAUAGCAUCUUAUGUUGGAGAUUCCAGAAUGCUUCUCUUCUACCACCUGUGCGAUAUACGUGUUGGAAAAUGUACACGUUUGAGCGUGCAUUUAGCCACCGGGAUCCCAUCAGUGUGAGCGCUGCUCUAAGAAAUCCUUAGUUUCAAGCGCUGAAUAACAGACCAGUUCGAGGUAUCAUUUUUACGGUUGAUUCUUAAACAUUUGCUUUAAGAAAAUAGUCUUGAAUUUCACAUGCUGCUAUUUUUAUAUUUUGCCAUCUUACUGUGCAGUUUUGUUUUGAAUUCAUAUGUGUCACUGUUUCUCCUUUUCAUUUUCUAAGAUGAUUCUUGUGUGAGAAAGAGAGGGAGAGGUUUCCUACCACAGCAGUGGGGUCCAGAGCCUACUGUCUACUACAUUGGAAUUAGCAGAGAAUCACCUUAAAAACCCAAAUGCGUAAAGUGCACCACUCAACUUUUUUUAUUCAUAAGCUGAUAUUUUGAGAAGACAUAUUUCGAUUUUUUCCUUUUUUGCAGCUAUAUUGGAAAAUGGUAGAUUGGACAAGUUUUAUUUAGUUGCCACUUUUUCUGAUGAUACGUCCAUUACAAUGGCUCUUCUGAAAGUUACUUUUUCGCGAACGUACCUACGAGUGCUCGUGCAGACAGUUUGCGAUGUGUAGGAGCCUAAUGCUUUUUUCUUUGGUACACCUUCUCCGUUGCAUGUUUGUUUUAGCAUAUUUUGGUAUCGGUAAUUUGAUAUAUUUCAUAGUGGCAAAAUAUUAGCUCUAUUUUGAAACUUUUUAUAGAACUACCCUCAUACUCAGUAGCGUAGGAAAAUGUUCUUGUGAUUGUCAGGGUCUCCUAAUAUUUAUCUCAAUACUUUUAUAAUUCUAUGAAAAUUAUUUAAUUAUUUUAAGACUUAUACUUUUCUUGUAAAUAUGUCAUAUCUGAAUUGUCAAAAAUUACUUUGAAUACCUGAAUAUUUGCUGCAUUUUGUUUUCUGUAUAUAGAUAGAACAUGUCUUCUUUCAGAACGGGAAUAUACAUGUACUUCCCGGUGUUUACUUUUACGUCUGCUAUCUUUAUAAUGUCACACUGGUUGAACACUGUAAUGAUUUGAAAAUAAACUUAAAAUUCUAACUUA
Molecule: messenger RNA, 3757 nt
Organism: Suricata suricatta (meerkat)
Lineage: Eukaryota; Metazoa; Chordata; Mammalia; Carnivora; Herpestidae
Gene: PLEKHA1
Product: pleckstrin homology domain containing A1
Exons: 14
Coding region: 452-1663 (403 amino acids)
Cellular component (GO): membrane; cytoplasm
Molecular function (GO): PDZ domain binding
Source: RefSeq, a predicted model, not a curated record